AUGAAGCUCUCCCUCCCGCUCCUUGCUGGGCUUGCCCAGGCGCAGGAAACUUACAAAUCCGAACGCUUUGUAUAUGUUUUGGAGUCGCUGCCUGGAACUGGAAUCAUUGCAGGAUAUGAUACCUCUUACGGACGGUCACAAAUUUUAAACCUCAAUAUGAAACGACCAAUGGAAUUGAUGUACUUGAACGACAUCCGAGAACAGAUGCCUGCAAUUCUUGAUGUGAACGUUGAGGCUAUGGGAGAAAAUGGGCAAAUUGCUACCGCUCGACGAAUCAAUAAGUUUGUUUAUCGACACUUUUACCAACGGACUCUCGAUACAUUCAACUACUACUUGAUCAUGCAAGCCAUGUACCAGGGAGAUCUUGCCCAGGCAGAUGUCCAGGCUGCGAUCACUGCUGCUCUUGGAGUUAACGCAAAGUUCGAGGGCGACCCUUAUUACACCCAGGCUAUGGACCUCAACCCCGACUUUGCCUUCCGUGAACCUGGUCUUUACCACGAGUCCUGCCGAACUAGCGAGCAAGAAUGUCGAUACUUUGAUGUGAACACUCAAGGAUGUUAUGAAGCUUACCAGGGUGUUGUCGAUUUCGCUGACCAGACAUCGGUUGAUGAUGCCAAAGCCAACUUGACAAGCGUAUUCUCUAAUGAAUUUGAUGCCUUCUACGGUAAUACUACCUUCUUCCCCGGCUACGUUUCGAAGACCUUCGAAAUCACGGACUUGCAAGAAAUUGAUCAAACGGGCGGAGGCGCUAGUCUUAACUGGAGCUCUCAGAAGGCUGGCUCAGAUGCGGAUGUCCAGCUUCAAAUCGAUGGCGAGUAUAGCCGUCAGACUAGCCAAAACCUUUACAAGGUCUGUUUUAACUUGGACACUCGAUUUGAAGAAGUUGAAUUCGCCGAAAUUCGCCAUAUCAGUGAGUACCAGACGGACGCCGAACUCUUCAUGAAAUCGUUGACUUCUUACUCUCAAUCUGCUCAGACUGCGGACUAUUCUUACAAGUGCGAAGCUCCUGACUGCGAACCAAGUAUCAUUUUGAUAAUCAAGGCUACUGGCACUGAGCUAGUAAGCGGACACACAUUACAGUCGCUCGGUGGCCGAGUCUUUGAGAAGCAACUACGUACCAUGGAAAAGAAACAGAAAACCUGUUACCAGUCCGACGCCUCAUGUAAGAGAUACUUCGACGAAUGCCUCGAUAACGUUGAACAGUGUGGAAAAUACAUGGCCAAUAUUUCAAUGAGCUGCUAUCAUACGGAUGAAGUGCCUUGCAACCGAGAAAAUUGUGUUUCUGCACUUUCUGGAUUCUUUUUCGGAGGUCACGCUAAGCAAAACGGCUAUCGCUUCACGAAACCUCAUUUUGAAUGCUGCCCGACUGCCGAUUCUUGCAAAGGAAUGAAAGAUCAGUACUUACCAUGGCCCUGUCUGGAGAAAAACCACACCUUUUACUCGUGCAAUGAUGUUUACCACGACUGUUUAAGCGAUCGUAACUGCCGAGAAGCGUAUGUGAACUUGAACGUGGACUGUCCCAUCGAAAUAUUUUGGAAUAUGGAAUGUCCGGAAGACAUCAACGAGAAAUGCCUCAGCUCUUUAGAAACAACUCAAGGAUGGUAUUGCAGUUGCGACCCCGGAACACUUGAAAAAGAAGAAAAACUCAAGUGCAAAGUUCAACAGAGUAUUUUCACCCACAAUGAUUGUGUCUAUAAAAGCGGAUAUUCAGAUGGGAACACGUUAAAGUAUCAAAAAGACGGCAAGAUUUUCCUCAAGCUGGGCGGUGGCUUUUGCAUAUUUAUCAUCGUCUUCAUCUCAUUUUACGCCAUCACAGCGAAUAUCCUGCGCCACGAACGAGCACGGCGACGAAAGCAAAAAAUCAGUAGAAUUGCUAAAACACUGUCUCACAAUCGCAAUGCUGAUCAAGGACGUUUUGCAGCAGCGUCGGUUGAAUCCUUGGAGCUCAAAAAUAUUCUGUGA
This is a messenger RNA of Oikopleura dioica, 1962 nucleotides long. Lineage: Eukaryota; Metazoa; Chordata; Appendicularia; Copelata; Oikopleuridae. The record is from the annotation of a GenBank genome assembly.